Molecule: messenger RNA, 834 nt
Organism: Apaloderma vittatum (bar-tailed trogon)
Lineage: Eukaryota; Metazoa; Chordata; Aves; Trogoniformes; Trogonidae
Product: afadin-like
Exons: 6
Biological process (GO): signal transduction; regulation of protein localization
Cellular component (GO): adherens junction
Molecular function (GO): cell adhesion molecule binding
Source: RefSeq, a predicted model, not a curated record
AUGGAGCUGCAUGAGCAGCCAGUAUCCCCCUGCAGUUUGGAUCUGGAGUUUCAUGGAGUAAUGAGAUUCUACUUUCAAGACAAAGCAGCUGGAAAUUUUGUAACAAAAUGUAUACGUGUCUCUAGUACUGCCACAACUCAAGAUGUGAUAGAAACUCUUGCAGAGAAGUUUCGACCAGACAUGCGAAUGUUGUCAUCCCCUAAAUACUCGCUUUAUGAGGUGCAUGUCAGCGGAGAAGAAAGAAGAUUAGAUGGAGAUGAGAAGCCUCUUGUUGUACAAUUAAACUGGAACAAGGAUGAUCGAGAGGGAAGAUUUGUUCUCAAGAAUGAAAAUGAUAUGCUUCCUCCAAAGAAGGCUCAGAGUAAUGGCCCUGAAAAGCAAGAAAAAGAGGGAGUAAUUCAGAAUUUCAAGCGAACUCUCUCAAAAAAAGAAAAGAAAGAAAAAAAGAGACGUGAAAAAGAGGCAUUGCGACAAGCAUCAGAUAAAGAUGAUAGAGUUCUUCAUGGGGAUGACAUUGAGAAUUCUCGCCUUGCAGCUGAGGUUUACAAAGAUAUGCCCGAGACCAGCUUCACUCGCACAAUAUCCAAUCCCGAGGUGGUUAUGAAGCGGCGGCGACAACAAAAACUAGAGAAGAGAAUGCAGGAAUUUCGUAGUUCUGAUGGCAGACCCGACUCAGGUGGUACGCUGAGAAUUUAUGCAGACAGUUUAAAACCAAAUAUACCGUACAAGACAAUCUUGCUGUCCACUACAGAUACUGCAGACUUUGCAGUUGUUGAAGCACUGGAAAAAUACGGCCUGGAAAAGGAAAAUCCCAAGGAUUAUUGUAUUGCUCGU